Molecule: messenger RNA, 330 nt
Organism: Vigna radiata var. radiata (mung bean)
Lineage: Eukaryota; Viridiplantae; Streptophyta; Magnoliopsida; Fabales; Fabaceae
Product: hydrophobic seed protein-like
Exons: 1
Coding region: 1-330 (109 amino acids)
Source: RefSeq, a predicted model, not a curated record
AUGGGUUCAAAGAGUGUUGUCUUUCUUCUCUCCCUCAACCUCCUUCUCUUUUCAGCGCUUAGCUGCAACACCCCUAAGUGUCCCUCACCACCACCACCAGCUAAGUGUCCGGAAUUGCAUCUUUGCGCCAGCGUUUUGGUUCCUCCUUAUAAACCUGACCCCAAUUGCUGCCCCCUCCUCGGUGGUCUUAUUGACCUCGAGGCCGUCGUGUGCCUCUGUGCCGUUCUCAAGCUCGAUCUCGGAAUUAUCAAGGUUAACCUAGACAUUCUCGUCAACCUCCUAUUAAACACCUGUGGACACCAAGCCACCACCUACACUUGCCCACCAUAA